AAUCUCCUCACGUUGUAGUGGACGGUGGAAAACACGUGUGAAACUUUACUCUGUAGAUGUACAGCUGUUUAUGUUCUGUUAUUUAGUGUUUACUAGUUAACGUCACUCGCGUUUAGCUUGGAACUGACAUCUCUGCUAUUCAAACGAAGGAUAAUACUCCAUUUAGCAUUUUGGAAGAAGUCGGGUAUCUGUGAGGAUUUAGAAUAGUUAUUUAGGUACUACACCACGUCUUAAAAAGUCUCCUGCUUACUGACAUGGCUGAGGACAUGCUAAUGCUCAACAUCUCCUCAGAUCCCGUAACGUUUCACAGAAAGACAGACCGAAGUCAUCUGACAUCAGCAGAGAAAUGGGCACAGAAAAAGCUAGAAUCAAAGAGGAAGGCUGUCUUUGAGCCCCAAGAGAGCAGCGCCUCCAAACAGAGGAAGAUUAAUCAAACUGGUCAACAGCACACACACAAGCAAAAGCUGCAAACCCCCAAAAGCCCCUCUCGGAGGAGUAAUAGAUACACAGAGGAGAACGGAGACCAUAGUGAAAUCAUUGCAGCAAAGUCGCCAUCAAAGGUGAAAACAUUUCCAAAGAAAGCUCCCGAAGAGCAUGGAGACCAUGGCAGACCAUUUAUCAAGACAUCGUCUCUCUUCAGAAACAACCCAGAGAUCCCUGAUGUCCUCAGUCCUGCUGUAAAUCUAGUAAAGGAGAAAGUCUUCACCAGCAACACAUUUGAAGAACUAAAUCUACAUCCUCAUCUGGUGGCAACGCUCCAUAAGGUGUUGAAUGUGACCAGUAUGACGAGUGUCCAGAAACAAACCAUACCAGUGCUGAUAUCUGGUAAAGAUGCAGUCGUGCGCUCACAGACUGGAUCAGGAAAAACAUUGGCAUAUGGAAUUCCAGUGGUUCAGUUCUUACAAGCGAUGCAACCUAAAGUGAAGAGAUCAGAUGGGCCUUUAGCUGUUGUGAUUGUUCCAACCAGAGAGCUUGCCCUGCAGAGCUUUCAGAUGUUUCAGAAGCUUCUAAAACCUUUCACCUGGAUCGUGCCAGGAGUUCUGAUGGGAGGAGAAAAAAGGAAAGCAGAAAAAGCCAGACUGAGGAAGGGCAUUAAUGUUCUGAUCUCGACCCCAGGCCGACUGGUGGACCACAUCAAGAACACUCUUAGUAUAGCUUUCAGUGCUGUGCACUGGCUCAUUCUGGAUGAAGCCGACAGGACUCUGGAUUUGGGCUUUGAGAAAGAUCUGACUCUGAUUCUGAAUGCUCUGAACGCCACUGGACUUGCCAGACAGAAUGUGCUGCUUUCAGCCACACUCACCGAGGGACUGUCCCGAUUAGCCAGUAUCAGUAUGAAGGAGCCUGUGAGUAUCCAUGUGUCAGAGGGGAGUGGGGAGACAGUUGAAGCGUGUCCCCAGGCGGCCCCUCAGGCUCUGUCAGACAGUUACGCGGUUCCUGAGAGACUGCAGCAGCAUGUGGUGGUGGUGCCCAGCAAACUCCACCUGGUCUGCUUGGCUGCCUUUAUUCUGACCAAAUGCAAGUUUGAGCAGCGGCAGAAGCUGAUCGUUUUCAUAUCCAGCUGUGAGGCUGUAGAGUUCCUGCUCACUCUCUUCACUGCAGUCCUCUGUGAGAAUCCCAGCACCACAUCAACCAAACGUACCUCAUACCUCAACUUCUACAGGCUCCACGGCAGCAUGAGACAGGAGGAACGCACUGAGAUGUUCCAGGAGUUCUCUCAGUGUAAAACUGGAAUUUUACUGUGUACGGAUGUGGCUGCACGUGGAUUGGAUCUGCCUCAGGUUACGUGGAUUAUACAGUACAACCCUCCCGUUUCCGCUGCGGAGUAUGUUCAUCGCGUGGGCCGGACGGCACGAAUUGGAGCUCAGGGCAGCAGCCUGCUGUUCCUCACCCCCUCUGAGACUGCUUUUGUGGAUGUGCUGGCCAAUCACAACAUCAGUUUGUCAGAGAUGAAGAUGGUGGACAUCUUGGCCACUUUGAUAAAGGAUGAGCGCUUCAAAGGCAGAGGGAAAUGGGACAGUAAGAGAUCAGCCGCUGCUUUUGAGCAGGAGGUGCGAGAGAGAGCCACCGUUUUACAGACUGACUUUGAGAAUUAUGUUCAUGCCAAUAAUGAGUCUCUGCAAACUGCGAAGAGCGCACUGCAGUCUUUCCUAAGAGCAUACACCACAUACCCCUCCAGUCUGAAACACGUCUUCCACAUCCGCAACCUGCACCUGGGCCACGCCGCUAAGAGCUUUGGCCUGAGGGACGCACCCCAGGGGCUGGGCAGCUCCAUAACCACUAAUCCUACCAACAGCAAAGACUCCAAGAAGGGCAAAGACAAAGCAAAGAGGCCUCCCAAGAAACUCACAUCAAAGGAGCGGGUGUCAAACCUAAUGCGCUCAGAAUAUCUCAGUGGGAUAGAGGGAGAAUCCAAGUCUAUGAAGAAGAGGAAAAAGAAGAAAGGUCAAGCAGAGGAAGAGGACUCUGCAUGAAGUGGAAGAUAUAGGAGCGAGAUCCGAGAUGCUCUUUCCGGCCGGAAAGUGCUGAGGUCGGAGCCUUCGUGGCAGGUGGAUUCUCACGGUUGAACUCACAGGUGUUUUUACACUGUGACAUUUUUUACCUGGACCAAAGCACGACUGGUCAGCAGCAGUGUGAAAACCUGCUCCAUGCAAAAGCUUUGAUGCAGAUGGUAAAAUACGCCUAUUGGAGUGAAAUGCAUCUGGAAUGUUUUAUUGCUCAGUGAAUUUUAUUAUAAAAAUGUGGUGCCAUAAAUAUGACUAUUUGAGCAAUGUGAUGUACACCAACUUAAGCUGUUUUAUAAAAAUGUUGUAAAACAGACUGAAUUUUACAUAAAAAUGAGUUGUAUUUGA
This is a messenger RNA of Rhinichthys klamathensis goyatoka, 2849 nucleotides long. It is a transcript of the gene ddx31, whose product is annotated as DEAD (Asp-Glu-Ala-Asp) box polypeptide 31. The coding region runs from base 255 to 2471 and encodes 738 amino acids. The record is from RefSeq and is a predicted model, not a curated record. The transcript is spliced from 20 exons. Gene Ontology annotation, cellular component: nucleus. Gene Ontology annotation, biological process: ribosome biogenesis. Gene Ontology annotation, molecular function: ATP binding; nucleic acid binding; RNA helicase activity. Lineage: Eukaryota; Metazoa; Chordata; Actinopteri; Cypriniformes; Leuciscidae.